ACAGAUGUCUUAUCUCCGACGCCAUGAUUACGGGAUGGGCGCGCAACACGUACUGCUCUCCUGGCUUAAGAAACGGUGAUUGAGGUUUUUGUCCGACACCACCAGCCGCUGUAGAGGAGGUGGAAGUCUCCCUCUCCCUCUCUCUCUCUCUCUCUCUGACCUUUGGGUACAGGAUACUGUGUCGAGACUGGAGACAUUGACGUGCUCCCACUCUCCUCCCACUUUCUCAUGCGCACGUUAUUACCCCACACGAACCCAUGGAUCACCUCUCUCACCCUCGAACCCGACGGCCAAUCCUUCCUCGUCGACUAAGUGAUGUCGCAGAGCAACCGGUGAGCCGAUAUAGCGCAAAGAAGAAGCUAGAGGAAGAAGGAGGGAUAACCGUGCUGCACGUCUCUCUUCUUUCUCUAAUGGGGCAAGAUAACGACAGCUAAUCGAGCAGCUACAGCAGCAUAAGGAGUCUCUUUCUGGUGAGAUGGGUUAUCCUGUAUUGCAACAGGGCUACUUUAACGUGGGCAAGGAGACCUGAGACCACCACCUGUAUCUGAAGCCUGUCGAGCCGCCCUUCUUGAACCUGUGGAUCAUCUGGCUCCUCUUUGGGAACCUUCAUUACCGCAACUGGUUUAGUUCUUUAUGUUGUAGGUGGCGAUCUUGCAGUUGUUUGUGAGGAGUUUCUACGUUCUUAUUCUUGGUCGCCGUCAUGUCACCAGAUCCGAUUGAAGCAACCAAACGAGGAAGGAUGGAAGCAAAGAGAACAAAGCGCUGAUUGAUCUGCAUGAUUAUUAUAAGGAGAGAUCUGUAAAGGACUGCACUUGGCGGAAGAGCUGGCGAACCGUUGGUGGACCGGAGCUGUGGAGAUGGGCAGGGUCGACCCUGGGGUCACGUCCGCGACCUCGGUCCCUCCCGUCCAUCUCCGCAACCUCAACCGCGCCGACGACCUCCCCAGUCACCACUUCAACAGAAGAGACCGAGAGGCCGGCGCCGCAGCCACGACUACCACCGUCAGCAGCGGCAGCAACAACCACCCCAACGACGACGAAGGCAAUGCCGACGACUCCGCCGGUGGCCUCGAGAUGGUCGAGGCCGGAUCUGCCGGCGCGCCGACGAGUACCGCCUGUCGCCGCCCCCGUGGCCGUCCGCCUGGGUCCAAGAACAAACCGAAGCCACCCGUGAUCAUCACGCGGGAGAACCCCAACGCGCUCCGCUCGCACGUCCUCGAGAUCUCGAGCGGGGCCGACGUCAUGGACGCCAUGGCCACCUUCGCCCGCCGGAGGCAGCGUGGCGUGUUCAUCCUGAGCGGCAGCGGGGUCGUCACCGACGUCACGCUCCGCCAGCCCGGGGCGCCGCCGGGGGUCAUCACCCUCCCCGGCCGCUUCGACAUCCUCUCUCUUUCCGGGGCGUUCCUUCCGGCGCCGUCGCCACCAGGGGCCACGGGCCUAACAGUCUACCUAUCCGGCGGCCAAGGGCAGGUGGUGGGCGGCAAUGUCAUCGGCGAAUUAAUCGCGUCAGGGCCGGUGAUGGUGAUCGCAGCCACCUUCUCGAACGCAACAUAUGAGAGGUUACCGCUCGACGACGAAGAGCCAGCGGCGGCAGGCGCUAUGCCUGGCACAGAGGGAAUUCAGCUUCAGCAGAGCCCGGGAGUAAGUGAAGGCGGCGGUCGGCCGUUCUCGCGGCAGCCACAUGCAGGGUUGGAUCCGUCGUCGAUGCCGCUGUACAAUCUGCCGCCGGAUCUUCCACCAAAUGGCCAGACGCCCCACGAGGUUUUCGGCGCCUGGGCCUCUGCUGCAGCUCCUCGGCCGCCAUCAUCCUACUAAGUCUCCUCCCUUCUACUUCUGCUCCUGCCGUUUCGUGCGACGGUGAUGUGCUCGUUCAUCAUCCUCAUGUUCUCCUUCCUCUGUAAACAUAUUUAGUAGUUGCAGGUCGAUCGAUUUCUUUUCUUUGUCAGUACAAAUCACUGCCAAACACAGACUAAAAUGUGGAAA
Musa acuminata subsp. malaccensis (wild Malaysian banana) is the source of this 1982-nucleotide messenger RNA. The record is from RefSeq and is a predicted model, not a curated record. NCBI's taxonomy places the organism in Eukaryota, Viridiplantae, Streptophyta, Magnoliopsida, Zingiberales, Musaceae.